This is a messenger RNA of Trichomonas vaginalis G3, 942 nucleotides long. Its product is annotated as HMG-box family. The record is from RefSeq and is a predicted model, not a curated record. NCBI's taxonomy places the organism in Eukaryota, Parabasalia, Trichomonadida, Trichomonadidae. Bases 1 to 942 code for a protein of 313 amino acids. The transcript has a single exon.
AUGGAUUCUGAGAAAAAGAAAGGGAGAAAACCAAAGAAUGCCAAGAAUGAGAAGCCAACAAAGGAAAAAGGAAAGAAGGGAAAAGGCAAUAAUAAAAAAGAUGCAGCAAUAAAAGAGGAAGCAAAGCAAGAUAAGCAAAUUAAAAAGAGAUCCGCAUGGAAUUUCUACUUUGGUGAAGUUCGCCAGCAGCUUCAACAAGAAUUUCCAGAUAAGACCUUCCCAGAAAUCACAAAAAUCGCUUCAGAACGAUUUAAGAACCUUGAUCCUAAACUGAAAGAAAAAUACAACGAACAAGCCCUUAAAUCAAAAGCUAUAUACGAAAGUACUAUCCAAGCUCAAAAUCCAGAAAAUGCUCCGAUUUCCAAAGCCGAAAAAGAAAGGAAACAAAAAAUUUCUCCAUACUUUAGAUUUUCUGUUUUGAAACAUGAAGAAUUAAAGAAGAACAAUCCAGACAUGACAUACAAAGAGCGUGCUGCAAUAGUUUGGGAUGUUUGGAAAUCUUUAUCGAUGAUUGAAAAGACAUAUUUCGAAACAGACGCAAGUGCUGCUACAGCCUCUCUUGAGCAUCACGAAGAGCCAAAGGAUGAGGAAGAAAAGAAGAAUUCUGACGCUGAAAAAGAUAAUUCCGAUAAAGAAGACCAUUCAGACAACGAAACAGGAAAUCAGAGUAAGGAUACUACAGAUGAUCAUCCAGAUGAUCAACCAGAUAACGAAGAAUCAAAUAAUCAAGAACAAGAUGAAAAUCAACACUCAGAAGCUCAGCAAGAACAUUCAGAGGCACAACAGGAGCACUCUGAAGCUCAACAAGAACAUGAAAAAGAGAAAACUUAUACAGAAACAAAGAAAAAUGAAGAAAGUGUAAAUUCUGAAAAAAUCAAUCCAGAAAAUACAAAUAACGAUGUCAAACAAGUAGAAAACGAGCCUGCUAAAGCAGAAAAUUGA